AUGGGGAAAGACACGGUCCCUCAGCAGCUGCAUCAGUUCAUAGACACAGACUUCCACAGCCAAAGAGGACUCCUAGAUCAGUUUUCCUCCUCCCAGGAGACAGGCAGGUUCUCUGUGCGCGUUCUCUGUGAGCCUCCUUGCGCCAGCCCUCCGGGUCUGUCAGUGCGGUGGUCUGUGGCCCGUCACGUCUGCAGCCCGGGUCCUCCCAGCUCACCCUGGCUCCUGGCUCUGAAAGCCGAGAAGCUCGCCGGCUGCGAGCGGGUUUUCCAACUUCUUGCUCAGGCGCUGCUUCUUGCCUUGGGCCAAGCCCUCGGAGAACUCCAGCCCUUUGAUCUCGCUCGGCAUGGCCCCCGACGGCCUCUGCCGCAGCAGCUGGUCCAGCUCCGCCAGGUCCUCGGCACCCCCAGCCGGUCCCCCGCCCCCUCCGGGCCGAUCCUCGGGGGGCGAAGUGGCCAUGAAGCCCGGGUCGUAGUGACCCCCGAGCAGCGAGCGCAGCAGCGUCUCGUUCAGAUCCUUCUCCUUAGGGUCAAAGAUAGGGUCUGGGUGUUCGAUGAGGUCCACCAGGGGCAGGUUGUCGCUGGGCGCCGGGCGGAUGUGCAGAUAGUGCUGGCCGCCGGCCGGUGCUGCCCUCAGUCCCAGGACCACCACCAGGGCGUAGAGGGUGACCCCCAGGCUGGGGCAGCGCUCCAUGCCUCCCGCGCGCGCCCCGGGGCUGCCUCUUCGUCCCGCGUCCCCGGAGGAGAGCACGCCGAGCCCGCGGCGCUGCCGCGCUCCCCGGUCCCUCCGGAGGCGGCUCACCCGAGGCUGGGCAGGCGCAAGGCGGGCAGCAUGAGCCGCGAGGAGAGCGGGUCGCGCAGCGCCGGCUCCCGCCGCGGCGCAGAAGACGCGCACGAGUUGGUCGCAACUCCCCCCCGCCGCUCUACUUGGGAAGGCGACCGCGGCCGGGCAUCCGAGAUUACUCCAGCGCGACCGUGGGGCGCUGGGGGCGCCGGCUCCUCGCUGCUCUCCCGGGCGGCCGGCGGCGCAGGGCGCGUGGACGAGCCUCUUCCCUCCUCCUCCUCCUCCUCCGGCCGCUCGGCGUCCUGCCUCUCUGUGCGGCGCCGCGGGUCGAGCGGGUCCUGGGCCACUUCCCUCCGCCUGCUACGGGCUGCGCAGCCGGCUCUGCCCGGCGGACUCCAGCGGCGGUGGCGGCGGCGGCGGCGGCGGCGUCCGCGCACGUUGGCACCGGUUUGUCUGUCUCGCAGGGUCCAAGCCUUUAAAUUUCCUGCACUUUCAGCUCCAUCACCAUGGAAACCACUGACUCUCUCCGCGUUGCCCCCUCCCCCUUCUUCCCCCCAAACAACAACCCCACCCCCCCACUCCUCCACCCGCGAGGAGCCGGAGCCGCACGGGCUCGUGGGGGGGUGGGGGGAGCGACUGCACUGGCCGCGAAGGCGGCGGCGGCGGCGGCGGCUCCGGCAGCGCCCAGGGCUGUGCCCCGCCGGACCCAGAUGCCCCGGGAAGCCGACAGUCGGGCUGCCCGCCGGAGCUCACAGGCGGCGGCGGCGGCGGCGGCGCGGCAGCGGCGGUGGCGGCGGCGGCGGUGGCGCUUGGCAGGCUGAAUAGAUUUGGCUGAACAGCAAAGAAAGGAGCAGGAACCCAAACACACUUGCUGAUGGAUUGGAACACUUAUGAAUGGAGAACCCACCACAUGAAGAUCAGAAGGAGAGACAAAUGGAAGGUGACUAAGCAGGGACCCCACCCCACAGCCAAGACGUCUGCAGUCCCCAGAGGGGAGAGAUGACAAGCAUGGGAAGGAGGUACUUAAAGGACAUUGAAAAGAUCCAUAGAUCACCAUAAAAUUGUCAACUAGCGUUGCCCACCGGUUUCUUUAGCCUGUGCUUUCUUUCGAUAAAUGUAACAAUUCCUGAUCCUUUUUAAGGGUUGCCUGGAAUUUAACAAUGCAUUAGGAUGAACUAAAAAAGUAUCAGGGCAAUUAUCAUAUGAGUUAUUGGGUUCUCAAACUACACUUGUGGAGUUGGGAAAUGCCACACACACUUGGGGAGGCUGCAGCCCCGCUCUGCACUACACUGGAGAGCAGCCAUAUACUCAGGUACCAAUUAACUCCGGGUCAUUGCUCUUAGAGACUAGCAUGACCAAUAUCUUAAUGGUACAACUGAACUUUAGCUAGUCUGGAUAAAGGAUAGUGAUGUAGCCAUCUGAUGAGGGAGAAGAGGAUACUUCAGACAUAGGCUACGAGUCUGAAAGAAAAAGGAGCCACACUAGAUGAGGGAGAGCCAAAGGAUCUUGGGAUAUGCUGAGUAGAGGAAGAAUUGCUGCGACAUCUAUGGAGGUUCAACACAAACAUAACUUCUGCACCGAGUGGAGCAAGGUUGGAAUCCUGGUCCUGCCACUCAUCAGCCGUGUGACCCUUGCCCCAGCCAGCUUCCUUCUCAUCUGUGAAGUGAGGAUACUGCACAUCUGUCAGAAUGGUCCUGUCUACAGCAGGUCAAGGAUCUCUCAAUAAGCAGGGUGCUUAGGGCUGAGUGGGUACUGAGUGGUAUUUCAGUGGAUGUUCAUUUGGAGAGUCCCUCUGCCCUCCAUUGAUCAGCCCCCUCUGGUUGGAACAAGAGAGGACUGAAAGGGUUGGAAGGCUGCUGGAAGUCAAGGCCAACACCCAUGCUCUGAGUGUGUAUGGUUGAGCCGCCCCUUCAGGGUCGCCAAUCUUCAGGAGUAAAGGCAAUAGAAUUUCUUGGGUGUACUCCCAUAGCUGAUCCAUUUAGUUGAUUCUGUGGCACUUGAAGAUGGAGCUUGACCAGCCCACAGAAAGGGGGAGGGAUUUCUCUGAAAGGAAACUGUGAGUGGGAUGUGCACCCAGGGAGGAGUGACUGCCAGCUGAGCUCCUGACCAGGCUGUCAUUGCAUUUGGACUGGCUGGAGCUCUGGGCUUCACUAGCUUUUAUAGGAAGUCCAAUCAACAACUACAAUGUGGGUCUGCCUUGGCCAGUCCCCAUGGCAGCUGUAUGUCUUGCAACGUAUUCCUGACAAAGAACUGAAGGAUUCUUUCAAACCAUUGCUUGGACAGGUCCAUGUCACAGAAAGAGGACCUGGGGGGAACUGUAUGCAUGUUUUCUUACUUCCAUGUGGUCCUGAAAGAGAAGGCCUGAGGCGGCUGUGGAAGAUGUCCAAGGGACGCAGGAUUUGAUGUCUGAAAAUCUGCUGUGAGACCUUCAGUGAAUCACUUUACUUCUCCAGCGCAAUCUAUGACAUCAGAAAUCGAGAGGACCGUGAGACACCGUAAAGGGGAAGGCAUGAGAAUGACCACCUUUUGUGUCUGGCACCAUCCCAGACACAUGACAGUCAUCACCUUUGGAUUCUGCCCCACUAAGUGAUAUCUGACACAUUUUUGCUGUGGGAUGGUCUGUAUGUCAAGUGUGUUGCUGAUUGGUCAGUAAAUAAAUCACUGAUUGGCCAUUGGCUAGGCAGGAAGUAUAGGCAGGACAAGGAGGAGAAUAAAGCUGGGAAGUGGAAGGCUGAGUCAGAGAGACACUGCCAGCCGCCACGAUGACAAACAGCAUGUGAAGAUGCUGGUAAGCCACGAGCCACGUGGCAAGGUAUAGAUUUAUAAAAUGGAUUAAUUUAAGCUGUAAGAACAGUUAGCAAGAAGCCUGCCACAGCCAUACAGUUUGUAACCAAUAUAAGUCUCUGUGUUUACUUGGUCCGGUCUGAGUGGCUGUGGGACUGGCGGGUGAGAGAGAUUUGUCCUGACUGUGGGCCAGGCAGGAAAACUCUAGCUACACAUUUUCACAGAGAGAGGGAGUGAGAGGGUUAAGAUGCUUGCCGUUUUCUUCUCUUGAUUACCAGGAGGUGCCGAUAUCCCUUGACUUGAUUGAAGGUACAGGUAUCAUAACCCACCUCCCUCUGGCCAAGCAGAUGGAGCGGCGUGUUCCUGUGGUCUUCUGGGAGCUGAGGCAGUCCUGGCUACAUCUGCAUCAGCCCUCCACCCGCCCUGGUGAAGGCUGAGAGACGCAGCUUAACUUCUGAGUGCGUUGUGAUCAUGGAUGUCCGACUGCAGACAGGAGUCUAGUUAGAGGAAUGAAGUUGUAAAGCAGGAGAGGAAGAGGAGCCAGAGAAGAAGGAGGGGAACACGGCUUUGAAGUGCGGGCUGGCCUGAGGAAGCAGGCCCGUACAUUCGAGACACACUUCCCAAAAUAGAGAAAACGUUUAAGACCAAAGGAGGAGAGGAGCACUGACUGGCUUGCCCCGGCCUGACAGCCCCUUGGCUCCCUCCGUCAGUGCCCCCCCCCCCCAUCUGGCUCCACGCUGGUGAAGGGGAGCCGUCUCUGGAGCCCGGUGGUUCAUUCAUCUCCUGAUAAACUGUUUAUCUGAGUUUUAACGAGGGCGCCUCUCUCCACCCUGGAGACAGGAGCCUCUGCAUGUUUAGCCUGCCCUGA
This is a messenger RNA of Peromyscus californicus insignis, 4432 nucleotides long. Its product is annotated as translation initiation factor IF-2-like. The transcript has 4 exons. The record is from RefSeq and is a predicted model, not a curated record. NCBI's taxonomy places the organism in Eukaryota, Metazoa, Chordata, Mammalia, Rodentia, Cricetidae. Bases 1 to 1605 code for a protein of 534 amino acids.